GGGGAAGCCGGAUCCGUGCGCAGGGUUGCUAAGGGUGAAACUUUUCAUUGACUUUGCUCACUUCGGGCCGGGCGCGGGAAGGUGCGGGUCGUCGUAGGAGUUAACAGUGGCACUGACAACGCGGAGCCAGAAGGGCAGGACAACCCGCCGGCCACUGCCCUGACCAUCCUCUGCUCCUCCGGUCCGCCAUCCCCGCGCGUCAAAGCUGGCCGGCCCGCCCGCCCUCCGUCCCCUGCCGCCAAACCCGACCUCCAAAAAGCUGAAAGAAUUAUAGAGUCUUAGCCCAUCACCCCCCGUUCUCCCCUAACUUAACGACGAAAAGGACACAUCGGUACCCAACCUUGCGGAGCCCGGGAAGGCUGGGAGAGCGACCACCGCCCUGCGCUCAGGACCACCCCGGCAAGAGAAGCUGCCCGCGGCCGGCCCACAACUCGCGGAGACCCGAAACCCUGUGGAGCCCAAGGUGCCCACCUCCUUUCUCCUGCCACUGCCCUUGGCCUGUGCGUGUGCCCUGCGCUGACUCGCUGCCUGGGAGGAUCAUGCAGCUAGAGAUCAAGGUGGCUCUGCACUUCAUCAUCUCCUAUUUAUACAACAAGCUGCCCCGGCGCCGGGCAGACCUGUUUGGGGAGGAGCUAGAGCGGCUUUUGAAAAAGAAGUAUGAAGGCCACUGGUAUCCCGACAAGCCAUUGAAGGGUUCUGGCUUCCGCUGUGUUCACAUUGGGGAGAUGGUGGACCCUGUGGUAGAGCUAGCUGCCAAGCGGAGUGGCCUAGCAGUAGAGGAUGUGCGGGCCAACGUGCCUGAGGAACUGAGUGUCUGGAUUGACCCUUUUGAGGUGUCCUACCAGAUUGGUGAGAAGGGAACUGUGAAAGUGCUCUACCUGGAUGAGAACGAGGGUGGGGGAGCCCCAGAACUGGAUAAGGAGAUCAAGAGCAGCUUCAACCCUGAUGCCCAGGUAUUUGUACCCAUCGGCAGCCAGGACAGCUCCCUGUCCAACUCCCCAUCACCGUCCUUUGGCCAGUCACCCAGCCCCACCUUUAUUCCUCGUUCUGCCCAGCCCAUCACCUUCACCACCGCCUCCUUUGCUGCCACCAAAUUUGGCUCCACCAAGAUGAAGAAGGGUGGUGGGGCAUCAAAUGGUGGGGUUGUGGCCAGCAAUGGGGCAAGUGGCCAACAGCCACCACAGCAGCAGCCUCGCAUGGCCCGCUCACCUACCAACAACCUGCUGAAGCACAAGAGCCUCUCUUUGUCUAUGCAUUCACUGAACCUCAUCACAGCCAACCCGGCCCCUCAGUCCCAACUUUCACCCAAUGCCAAGGAGUUUGUGUACAACGGUGGUGGCUCACCCAGCCUCUUCUUUGAUGGGGCUGAUGGCCAGGGCAGUGGCACUUCAGCCCCCUUUGGGAGCAGUGGAGCUGGCACCUGCAACAGCAGCAGCUUCGACAUGUCCCAGGUAUUUGGAGGUGGCACCAACAGCCUCUUCUUGGAGAAGACACCCUUUGUGGAAGGCUUCAGCUACAACCUGAACACCAUGCAGUAUCCCAACCAGCCGUUCCAGCCAGUUGUGCUGGCCAACUGACCAUCCCCACAUCCAUUAGGCCAGGAGCACCCAAGACCAGCAGAAAACAGAAAGGAAAGGAAAGGAAAAGAAAAGAAAGGCCAAAAAAAAAAGAGGAAAAGAAAACUAUACAAAAAGAUUUCCAGUUUUACUCUCACUUCUAGAAAAAAGUUCCAGCCCAGGCAUGGAGUGGGAGGGGGCUUUGGAAGCACAGUAUCGAGUUUAACUCAACCCCCUGACUUUUUUUCCUGCCUGCCUCUGAUCUAUUAGGUUGGUUUGGGUUUUGUAUUUUCUUUCUUUUUUUUUUUUUAACAUGUAGGUUUCUAUAUAACAUCUUUGAUUAGUGGCUUCCUGUGCUAAGAAUGGUCCAGAUGUGAAUUGCUGCUCCUUGCUCCCUCCCUGCCUCCUUCACACUCCUUUAGGAUUGAUGUGUCCAAGCUCACAGGGAAGGAAGAGCAGCAGCUAGAGCCAAACCCUCCCCAGAGCAGGGAGAGGCUGGCCUAGUGUCACUGCCUCUGUUACCCAGCUGUCCUCUCAAUCAAAGCCAUCCAACCUCAGCAGGCCUUCUCAGUCCCUGCCACCCAAAUAGGUCUAAUCCCAGACCCCACUCCCUCUCAGGCUAGGCCACAGGUAGCUGCUGGCUGGCCACUUGACACCCUCCCCCUAGAGCUGUCUCUGACUCCAGGGAGGUAGCACUUUGUCUAGUUGAAAUCCUUUCAUCUCUGUCCCAUGGCCCCAUCCUACCAUCUCCUCCUGGCCUAGAUGACCCUCAUGGCCCUGGAGACCACCUCUCUUUAUCCAAUAUAGACAGUCUCUGAGGUUGUAGUGUGGGGGGGUGUGCGUGUGUGCGCUCUUGCAUGUGUGUUUUGCUCUCCUGUGCUGAAGGUUUAUGAACCAUGUGGGACUUCCCCUCUGGAUGUGACUCUGGGUUGCAGCAAGUGCUUAUUUAUGUAUGAGGUUGGGUUGGGGUGGGUUGUCAGUCCUUUUGUAGAUCAGUAUACCGUGGCUGUGCCUAAGACACUCCCAGGGGAAGGCACUGCAGAAGGAACUGAUAUCCAGACUGUGGAGGGAUCUGCACUUUUGUUUGUUUUUGACCCAAAAAAAAAAAAAGUUAACUUUGAAGGGGGAGAAAUACCCAAGCCUCUAAUACC
This is a messenger RNA of Castor canadensis (American beaver), 2707 nucleotides long. It is a transcript of the gene Tob2, whose product is annotated as transducer of ERBB2, 2. The record is from RefSeq and is a predicted model, not a curated record. Gene Ontology annotation, biological process: regulation of gene expression. Gene Ontology annotation, molecular function: transcription corepressor activity. NCBI's taxonomy places the organism in Eukaryota, Metazoa, Chordata, Mammalia, Rodentia, Castoridae. Gene Ontology annotation, cellular component: nucleus; cytoplasm.